GGGUGCUCAGCAGAUUGCUUCCUCCUAUCCUCAGACGGUCUUUGCAUGCAUGCAGCCAUUGGCACUCCCAUUGUAUGGAAGGAAACCAGCCCAGGGUCACACAGCUGGUCAGCAGCAACAUAGCUGGUCUCAAAUCUAAGGUGCCUGGCCAUGCCUCCAUGAGGGACCGCCUGCAAGGGAGGUUGAUCCUGGCUUUGGGGAGCCUUUCCUGGGCUGCACGAAUAACCUCCAUUGUUUGAGACCCCAAACUCUGCUCACAUCUUCCUUUCCCUGUCUCUGCUUGGGCUAUGAUCACGGUGACUCUAGCAACCCUUCAUGGACAUUAUAGUACUCUCUGCUAUUCACUUUUGGUCUAAUCUGACUUCAACCCCCACUUACUGGGUCUCUCCUUUUACAACCAACACAACCGAAAUCUAGGGCUUUUUUUUUUUUUUUUUUUUUUUUUUUGAGACAGAGUCUCAUUCCAUUCUGUCACCCAGGCUGGAGUGCAAUGGUACGAUCUCGGCUCACUGCAACCUCCGCCUCCCGGGUUCAAGGGAUUGUCCUGCCUCAGCCUCCUGAGUAGCUGGGAUUACAGGCGUGUGCCACCAUGCCUGGCUAAUUUUUGUAUUUUUAGUAGAGACGGGGUUUCACCAUGUUGGUCAGGCUGGUCUCGAACUCCUAACCUCGUGAUCCGCCUGCCUCAGCCUCCCAAAGUGCUGGGAUUACAGGCGUGAGCCACCAUGCCCAGCCAAAUCUAGGGCUGGAACAUGGCUGCAGCAUAUAAAUAGAAUUGAAUUCCAUAGUUUUGUUAACCCUGUUUUUUGUUUGUUUGUAGUUGUUGCUGUUUUUGAGACAGAGUCUCGCUCUGUCGCCUAGGCUGGAGUGCAGUGGUGCAAUCUCGGCUCACGGCAGACUCUGCCUCCCGGGUUCAAACUAUUCUCCUGCCUCAGCCUCCCAAGUAGGUGGGACUACAGGCGCCCACCACCACACCCGGCUAAUUUUUGUAUUUUAUUAGAGACAGGGUUUCACCAUAUUGGCCAGGCUGGUCUGGAACUCCUGACCUUGUGAUCCGCCCACCUCGGCCUCCCAAAGUGCUGGGAUUACAGGCGUGAGCCACCACACCCCAGCCCCUGUUUUGUUUUUGUUUUGCUUGUUUCUUAGGGUUGUUUUUCUAUUUAUGGUAAAGGCAUUGGCUUUCCAUUUGUAGCAUCAAUAGAAUAUUUCCUGUUAACAGUAACCUUAUGUCAUAGUAAAUGGUAAAGGGAUUUAAAGCAGUGGUUUUCAGCUGCCAGAGGCCUGAGUGAGUUUGGGCACACUCUGUGUGAUCGGGCAGAAGGCCUGUGGGAAGUUUAGCUGAGGACAGGGCCAGGAAAGGUGAUGGACAGUGGGGGUCUGUCCUGGUCACCAGGCCCCUGGGUCCUGCCCACCUGCUUGGAGCUCCCCACCCAUCACACAUGAUGCUGCCAAGCCCUCUGGGUAUUGUGGGCAAAUACCUUAGGAGAGAAGCUGAUGAACUUUGUUUCUUGAAAUGCACAGAUUCCUUGGACAUCCCUGAGAGAUCAAUCAUGAAAGUCAACUUGGUUUUCUCCCCCUCAUUUGAGUUCAGAAUUUAAAGUCCACACACACAGGCAGUAAGAUGAUAUAGAUAAGGACAUCAUCACUCGGUUUCGGAUGUUAAAAUGUCUAGGUGGGUUAGGGGUGAUUUGAGAUCACACAACCUUGUGCCACAAAGAGGAAUUCCCAGGCCGGAGGGAGACAUUUUAUUGCCAUGUUAUGAUCUUAUCAUUGAGUUGAAAGGCAAUCUUGUUUCAUUUUGGAUUCUUUCUUAUGUUUGUGUCUUAUAAGGGCACUUUGAAUUUCCAAGCAAAUAAUAAUUUUGAAUUAGCUUUUAAUCAUUGACUUCUAGCACAGUUAUAUGAUCAGAAACAUGCUGUGUGAUUUGAUUGCUCUCAAAUAUAUUGAGAUUUGCUGGAACAAAAUAAGUCAGGUUAAUUUUUGUAAAUGUACCAUGCAUGCUUAAAAUGAAUGUAUCUACAUUUGUUCCUGAGAUACAGGUUGAUGGACGGAUGGCUACAUGGAUGUGAUGGAGAUGGUUUACUAUCGGGACCUUCCGUAUCCUGCUGAUGCUUUGUUGCUUAGGAUAUGAAUGGCUGAGCGGAGGCUGUAAAACCUGGCACUCUGCUUGGGUAUGAGGUUCUUCCUGCCAUCCUGCCAUCAUUUGUUUUUUAUGUUUUGUCGCCAAAAGUGACCUUGAGGAACCCUGGGAGCUCAGGAAGGAAGGAGCGCCCAGAAGCAGGGACAGGGAGCUGGUUGGGGAGGACCAGAAAUCAGGGCGCCUGAAAGGACCAGGACAUGCGGGUGCGGUGGCUGCUCUUUUGGCUCCUCUUUUGGCUCCUGCUGGCAUUUAUCAGCCAUCAGUCCACCUGUGUGAGUGGACAGGUGCUGUGGCUGCUCUUUCGGCUCCUCUUUUGGCUCCUGCUGGGAUUUAUCAGCCAUCAGUCCACCUGUGUUAUCAAUACUCUGGCUGACCUUCGUCAUCGUGGGACUGACUUUGGUGGAAGUCCUUGGUUACUUAUCAUUACUGUGUUUCUGAGAAGUUAUAAAUUUGUCAUCUCCCUCUGCACAAGUUACCUUUCUGUGUCUUUCCUGAAGACUAUCUUCCCGUCUCAAAAUGGACAUGAUGGAUCCACGGAUGUACAGCAGAGAGCCAGGAGGUCCAACGGCCGUAGACAGGAAGGAAUUAAAAUUGUCCUGGAAGCCAUCUUUACUUUAUGGAGACAGGUGGAAACCAAAGUUCGAGCUAAAAUCCAUAAGAUGAAGGUGACAACAAAAGUCAACCGUCAUGACAAAAUCAAUGGAAAGAGGAAGACCGCCAAAGAACAUCUGAGGAAACUAAGCAUCAAAGAACGUGAGCAUGCAGAAAAGGAGAGGCAGCUAUCAGAGGCAGAGGAAAAUGGGAAAUUGGAUAUGAAAGAAAUACACACCUACAAGAAAAUGUUUCAACGUGCACAAGCGUUGCGGCGGCGGGCAGAGGACUACUACAAAUGCAAAAUCCCCCCUUCUGCAAGAAAGCCUCUUUGCAACUGGCUCUGUGCUCAAGCCCUGCAGAGGGAGAUGGCAGAGAGGAAGGCUGCCUACAAGCAUCACAGUCCCAUCCCUGUUGGUAACCGUGUUGUGCAAAAACCUAAUGCAUUAUGGCAAAUGGAUGUCACGCAUGUUCCUUCAUUUGGAAGAUUAUCAUAUGUUCAUGUAACAGUUGAUACUUAUUCACAUUUCAUAUGGGCAACUUGCCAAACAGGAGAAAGUACUUCCCAUGUUAAAAAACAUUUAUUGUCUUAUUUUGCUGUAAUGGGAGUUCCAGAAAAAAUCAAAACUGACAAUGGACCAGGAUAUUGUAGUAAAGCUUUCCAAAAGUUCUUAAGUCAGUGGAAAAUUUCACAUACAACAGGAAUUCCUUAUAAUUCCCAAGGACAGGCCAUAGUUGAAAGAACUAAUAGAACACUCAAAACUCAAUUAGUUAAACAAAAAGAAGGGGGAGACAGUAAGGAGUGUACCACUCCUCAGAUGCAACUUUAUCUAGCACUCUAUACUUUAAAUUUUUUAAACAUUUAUAGAAAUCAGACUACUACUUCUGCAGAACAACAUCUUACUGGUAAAAAGAACAGCCCACAUGAAGGAAAACUAAUUUGGUGGAAAGAUAAUAAAAGUAAGACAUGGGAAAUAGGGAAGGUGAUAACGUGGGGGAGAGGUUUUGCUUGUGUUUCACCAGGAGAAAAUCAGCUUCCUGUUUGGAUACCCACUAGACAUUUGAAGUUCUACAAUGAACCCACUGGAGAUGCAAAGAAAAGCACCUCUGCGGAGACACCGCAAUCGAGCACCGUUGACUCACAAGAUGAACAAAAUGGUGAUGUCAGAAGAACAAUGAAGUUGCCAUCCACCAAGAAGGCAGAGCCACCGACUUGGGCACAACUAAAGAAGCUGACGCAGUUAGCUACAAAAUAUCUAGAGAACACAAAGGUGACACAAACCCCAGAGAGUAUGCUGCUUGCAGCCUUGAUGAUUGUAUCAAUGGUGGUAAGUCUCCCUAUGCCUGCAGGAGCAGCUGCAGCUAACUAUACCUACUGGGCCUAUGUGCCUUUCCCGCCCUUAAUUCAGGCAGUCACAUGGAUGGAUAAUCCUAUAGAAGUAUAUAUUAAUGAUAGUGUAUGGGUACCUGGCCCCAUAGAUGAUCGCUGCCCUGCCAAACCUGAGGAAGAAGGGAUGAUGAUAAAUAUUUCCAUUGGGUAUCGUUAUCCUCCUAUUUGCCUAGGGAGAGCACCAGGAUGUUUAAUGCCUGCAGUCCAAAAUUGGUUGAUAGAAGUACCUACUGUCAGUCCCAUCAGUAGAUUCACUUAUCACAUGGUAAGCGGGAUGUCACUCAGGCCACAGGUAAAUUAUUUACAAGACUUUUCUUAUCAAAGAUCAUUAAAAUUUAGACCUAAAGGGAAACCUUGCCCCAAGGAAAUUCCCAAAGAAUCAAAAAAUACAGAAGUUUUAGUUUGGGAAGAAUGUGUGGCCAAUAGUGCGGUGAUAUUGCAAAACAAUGAAUUCGGAACUAUUAUAGAUUGGGCACCUCGAGGUCAAUUCUACCACAAUUGCUCAGGACAAACUCAGUCGUGUCCAAGUGCACAAGUGAGUCCAGCUGUUGAUAGCGACUUAACAGAAAGUUUAGACAAACAUAAGCAUAAAAAAUUGCAGUCUUUCUACCCUUGGGAAUGGGGAGAAAAAGGAAUCUCUACCCCAAGACCAAAAAUAAUAAGUCCUGUUUCUGGUCCUGAACAUCCAGAAUUAUGGAGGCUUACUGUGGCCUCACACCACAUUAGAAUUUGGUCUGGAAAUCAAACUUUAGAAACAAGAGAUCGUAAGCCAUUUUAUACUAUCGACCUAAAUUCCAGUCUAACAGUUCCUUUACAAAGUUGCGUAAAGCCCCCUUAUAUGCUAGUUGUAGGAAAUAUAGUUAUUAAACCAGACUCCCAGACUAUAACCUGUGAAAAUUGUAGAUUGCUUACUUGCGUUGACUCAACUUUUAAUUGGCAACACCGUAUUCUGCUGGUGAGAGCAAGAGAGGGCGUGUGGAUCCCUGUGUCCAUGGACCGACCGUGGGAGGCCUCGCCAUCCAUCCAUAUUUUGACUGAAGUAUUAAAAGGUGUUUUAAAUAGAUCCAAAAGAUUCAUUUUUACUUUAAUUGCAGUGAUUAUGGGAUUAAUUGCAGUCACAGCUACGGCUGCUGUAGCAGGAGUUGCAUUGCACUCUUCUGUUCAGUCAGUAAACUUUGUUAAUGAUUGGCAAAAAAAUUCUACAAGAUUGUGGAAUUCACAAUCUAGUAUUGAUCAAAAAUUGGCAAAUCAAAUUAAUGAUCUUAGAGAAACUGUCAUUUGGAUGGGAGACAGACUCAUGAGCUUAGAACAUCGUUUCCAGUUACAGUGUGACUGGAAUACAUCAGAUUUUUGUAUUACACCCCAAAUUUAUAAUGAGUCUGAGCAUCACUGGGACAUGGUUAGACGCCAUCUACAGGGAAGAGAAGAUAAUCUCACUUUAGACAUUUCCAAAUUAAAAGAACAAAUUUUCGAAGCAUCGAAAGCCCAUUUAAAUUUGGUGCCAGGAACUGAAGCAAUUGCAGGAGUUGCUGAUGGCCUCGCAAAUCUUAACCCUGUCACUUGGGUUAAGACCAUUGGAAGUACUACGAUUAUAAAUCUCAUAUUAAUCCUUGUGUGCCUGUUUUGUCUGUUGUUAGUCUGCAGGUGUACCCAACAGCUCCGAAGAGACAGCGACCAUCGAGAACGGGCCAUGAUGACGAUGGCGGUUUUGUUGAAAAGAAAAGGGGGAAAUGUGGGGAAAAGCAAGAGAGAUCAGAUUGUUACUGUGUCUAUGUAGAAAGAAGUAGACAUAGGAGACUCCAUUUUGUUCUGUACUAAGAAAAAUUCUUCUGCCUUGAGAUUCUGUUAAUCUAUAACCUUACCCCCAACCCCGUGCUCUCUGAAAUGUGUGCUGUGUCAACUCAGAGUUAAAUGGAUUAAGGGCGGUGCAAGAUGUGCUUUGUUAAACAAAUGCUUGAAUGCAGCAUGCUCCUUAAGAGUCAUCACCAGUCCCUAAUCUCAAGUACCCAGGGACACAAAAACUGCGGAAGGCCGCAGGGACCUCUGCCUAGGAAAGCCAGGUAUUGUCCAAGGUUUCUCCCCAUGUGAUAGUCUGAAAUAUGGCCUCGUGGGAAGGGAAAGACCUGACCGUCCCCCAGCCUGACACCCGUAAAGGGUCUGUGCUGAGGAGGAUUAGUAAAAGAGGAAGGAAUGCCUCUUGCAGUUGAGACAAGAGGAAGGCAUCUGUCUCCUGCCUGUCCCUGGGCAAUGGAAUGUCUCGGUAUAAAACCCGAUUGUAUGCUCCAUCUACUGAGAUAGGGAAAAACCGCCUUAGGGCCGGAGGUGGGACCUGCGGGCAGCAAUACUGCUUUGUAAAGCAUUGAGAUGUUUAUGUGUACAUCUGGUGCCCAACGUGGAGGCUUUUCUCUAGGGUGAAGGUAUGCUUGAGCGUGGUCAUUGAGGACAAGUCGACGAGAGAUCCCGAGUACGUCUACAGUCAGCCUUACGGUAAGCUUGUGCGCUCGGAAGAAGCUAGGGUGAUAAUGGGGCAAACUAAAAGUAAAAUUAAAAGUAAAUAUGCCUCUUAUCUCAGCUUCAUUAAAAUUCUUUUAAAAAGAGGGGGAGUUAAAGUAUCUACAAAAAAUCUAAUCAAGCUAUUUCAAAUAAUAGAACAAUUUUGCCCAUGGUUUCCAGAACAAGGAACUUUAGAUCUAAAAGAUUGGAAAAGAAUUGGUAAGGAACUAAAACAAGCAGGUAGGAAGGGUAAUAUCAUUCCACUUACAGUAUGGAAUGAUUGGGCCAUUAUUAAAGGAGCUUUAGAACCAUUUCAAACAGAAGAAGAUAGCGUUUCAGUUUCUGAUGCCCCUGGAAGCUGUUUAAUAGAUUGUAAUGAAAAGACAAGGAAAAAAUCCCAGAAAGAAAUGGAAAGUUUACAUUGCGAAUAUGUAGCAGAGCCGGUAAUGGCUCAGUCAAUGCAAAAUGUUGACUAUAAUCAAUUACAGGAGGUGAUAUAUCCUGAAACGUUAAAAUUAGAAGGAAAAGGUCCAGAAUUAGUGGGGCCAUCAGAGUCUAAACCACGAGGCACAAGUCCUCUUCCAGCAGGUCAGGUGCCUGUAACAUUACAACCUCAAACGCAGGUUAAAGAAAAUAAGACCCAAUCGCCAGUAGCUUAUCAAUACUGGCCGCCGGCUGAACUUCAUUAUCGGCCACCCCCAGAAAGUCAGUAUGGAUAUCCAGGAAUGCCCCCAGCACCACAGGGCAGGGCGCCAUACCCUCAGCCGCCCACUAGGAGACUUAAUCCUACGGCACCACCUAGUAGACAGGGUAGUGAAUUACAUGAAAUUAUUGAUAAAUCAAGAAAGGAAGGAGAUACUGAGGCGUGGCAAUUCCCAGUAACGUUAGAACUGAUGCCACCUGGAGAAGGAGCCCAAGAGGGAGAGCCUCUCACAGUUGAGGCCAGAUACAAGUCUGUUUCGAUAAAAAUGCUAAAAGAUAUGAAAGAGGGAGUAAAACAGUAUGGACCCAACUCCCCUUAUAUGAGGACAUUAUUAGAUUCCAUUGCUCAUGGACAUAGACUCAUUCCUUAUGAUUGGGAGAUUCUGGCAAAAUCGUCUCUCUCACCCUCUCAAUUUUUACAAUUUAAGACUUGGUGGAUUGAUGGGGUACAAGAACAGGUCCGAAGAAAUAGGGCUGCCAAUCCUCCAGUUAACAUAGAUGCAGAUCAACUAUUAGGAACAGGUCAAAAUUGGAGCACUAUUAGUCAACAAGCAUUAAUGCAAAAUGAGGCCAUUGAGCAAGUUAGAGCUAUCUGCCUUAGAGCCUGGGAAAAAAUCCAAGACCCAGGAAGCGCCUGCCCCUCAUUUAAUACAAUAAGACAAGACUCAAAAGAGCCCUACCCUGAUUUUGUGGCAAGGCUCCAAGAUGUUGCUCAAAAGUCAAUUGCCGAUGAAAAAGCCCGUAAGGUCAUAGUGGAGUUGAUGGCAUAUGAAAACGCCAAUCCUGAGUGUCAAUCAGCCAUUAAGCCAUUAAAAGAAAGGUUCCUGAAGGAUCAGAUGUAAUCUCAGAAUAUGUAAAAGCCUGUGAUGGAAUCGGAGGAGCUAUGCAUAAAGCUAUGCUUAUGGCUCAAGCAAUAACAGGAGUUGUUUUAGGAGGACAAGUUAGAACAUUUGGAGGAAAAUGUUAUAAUUGUGGUCAAAUUGGUCACUUAAAAAAGAAUUGCCCAGUCUUAAAUAAACAGAAUAUAACUAUUCAAGCUACUACCACAACAGGUAGAGAGCCACCUGACUUAUGUCCAAGAUGUAAAAAAGGAAAACAUUGGGCUAGUCAAUGUCGUUCUAAAUUUGAUAAAAAUGGGCAACCACUGUCGGGAAAUGAGCAAAGAGGCCAGCCUCAGGCCCCACAACAAACUGGGGCAUUCCCAAUUCAGCCAUUUGUUCCUCAGGGUUUUCAGGGACAACAACCCCCACUGCCCCAAGUGUUUCAAGGAAUAAGCCAGUUACCACAAUACAACAAUUGUCCCCCGCCACAAGUGGCAGUGCAGCAGUAGAUUUAUGUACUAUACAAGCAGUCUCUCUGCUUCCAGGAGAGCCCCCACAAAAAAUCCCCACAGGGGUAUAUGGCCCCCUGCCUGAGGGGACUGUAGGACUAAUCUUGGGAAGAUCAAGUCUAAAUCUAAAAGGAGUUCAAAUUCAUACUAGUGUGGUUGAUACAGACUAUAAAGGUGAAAUUCAAUUGGUUAUUAGCUCUUCAAUUCCUUGGAGUGCCAGUCCAGGAGACAGGAUUGCUCAAUUAUUACUCCUGCCAUAUAUUAAGGGUGGGAAUAGUGAAAUAAAAAGAAUAGGAGGGUUUGGAAGCACUGAUCCGACAAAAAAGGCUGCUUAUUGGGCAAGUCAGGUCUCAGAGAACAGACCUGUGUGUAAGGCCAUUAUUCAAGGAAAACAGUUUGAAGGGUUGGUAGACACUGGAGCAGAUGUCUCUAUCAUUGCUUUAAAUCAGUGGCCAAAAAAUUGGCCUAAACAAAAGGCUGUUACAGGACUUGUCGGCAUAGGCACAGCCUCAGAAGUGUAUCAAAGUACUGAGAUUUUACAUUGCUUAGGGCCAGAUAAUCAAGAAAGUACUGUUCAGCCAAUGAUUACUUCAAUUCCUCUUAAUCUGUGGGGUCGAGAUUUAUUACAACAAUGGGGUGUGGAAAUCACCAUGCCCGCUCCAUUAUAUAGCCGCACGAGUCAAAAAAUCAUGACCAAGAUGGGAUAUAUACCAGGAAAGGGACUAGGAAAAAAUGAAGAUGGCAUUAAAGUUCCAGUUGAGGCUAAAAUAAAUCAAGAAAGAGAAGGAAUAGGGUAUCCUUUUUAGGGGCGGCCACUGUAGAGCCUCCUAAACCCAUACCAUUAACUUGGAAAACAGAAAAACCGGUGUGGGUAAAUCAGUGGCCACUACCAAAACAAAAACUGGAGGCUUUACAUUUAUUAGCAAAUGAACAGUUAGAAAAGGGUCAUAUUGAGCCUUCAUUCUCGCCUUGGAAUUCUCCUGUGUUUGUAAUUCAGAAGAAAUCAGGCAAAUGGCGUAUGUUAACUGACUUAAGGGCCGUAAACGCAGUAAUUCAACCCAUGGGGCCUCUCCAACCCGGGUUGCCCUCUCCGGCCAUGAUCCCAAAAGACUGGCCUUUAAUUAUAAUUGAUCUAAAGGACUGCUUUUUUACCAUCCCUCUGGCAGAGCAGGAUUGCGAAAAAUUUGCCUUUACUAUAGCAGCCAUAAAUAAUAAAGAACCAGCCACCAGGUUUCAGUGGAAAGUGCUACCUCAGGGAAUGCUUAAUAGUCCAACUAUUUGUCAGACUUUUGUAGGUCGAGCUCUUCAACCAGUUAGAGACAAGUUUUCAGACUGUUAUAUUAUUCAUUAUAUUGAUGAUAUUUUAUGUGCUGCAGAAACGAGAGAUAAAUUAAUUGACUGUUAUACAUUUCUGCAAGCAGAGGUUGCCAACGCAGGACUGGCAAUAGCAUCUGAUAAGAUCCAAACCUCUACUCCUUUUCAGUAUUUAGGGAUGCAGAUGGAAAAUAGAAAAAUUAAGCCACAAAAAAUAGAAAUAAGAAAAGACACAUUAAAAACACUAAAUGAUUUUCAAAAAUUGCUGGGAGAUAUUAAUUGGAUUCGGCCAACUCUAGGCAUUCCUACUUAUGCCAUGUCAAAUUUGUUCUCUAUCUUAAGAGGAGACUCAGACUUAAAUAGUAAAAGAAUGUUAACCCCAGAGGCAACAAAAGAAAUUAAAUUAGUGGAAGAAAAAAUUCAGUCAGCGCAAAUAAAUAGAAUAGAUCCCUUAGCCCCACGUUGGGCGCCAGAU
Messenger RNA from Pan troglodytes (chimpanzee), 10432 nucleotides. RefSeq names its product endogenous retrovirus group K member 7 Env polyprotein. NCBI's taxonomy places the organism in Eukaryota, Metazoa, Chordata, Mammalia, Primates, Hominidae. Bases 2335 to 5895 code for a protein of 1186 amino acids. The transcript has 9 exons. Gene Ontology annotation, biological process: DNA integration. Gene Ontology annotation, molecular function: GTPase activity; structural molecule activity; GTP binding. The record is from RefSeq and is a predicted model, not a curated record.